AUGAAGCACCGUGAGGGCUCAAAACCCCUGACGGUGGUGCUCAAGCUGGGCACCAGCUCCAUCGUUGAUGAAAACACUCGGCAGCCCCUGCUGUCGAUUCUCAGUCUCAUUGUCGAGACGGCAGUCAAGUUGAGAAAGGAUGGCCAUAGGGUAGUCAUCGUCUCAUCCGGCGCCAUCGGCGUCGGUCUCCUCCGCAUGGAGAUGGAGAAACGCCCGAAACAUCUGUCAACGCUACAGGCGUUGGCUGCCAUCGGACAGUGCAGACUCAUCAGUCUAUGGGACGAUCUCUUUGGGCACUUCAGGCAACCAGUUGCUCAGAUCCUUCUCACCCGCAGCGACAUUGCAGAUCGGACACGAUAUCUCAAUGCCCAAAACACAUUCAACGAGCUCCUAGACCUGGGCGUCAUUCCAAUUGUCAACGAAAACGACACCCUCGCAGUAUCAGAAAUCAAGUUCGGCGACAACGACACCCUCUCCGCCAUCACCGCAGGCAUGGUCCACGCAGACAUGCUCUUCCUCAUGACCGACGUUGACUGUCUCUACGACAAGAACCCCAGGACACACCCCGACGCGCAGGCUAUCGAGGUUGUCGAGGACAUUUCCAGUAUUCAAGCAGAUGUCUCAACAGCAGGCUCCGCCCUCGGCACCGGCGGCAUGAUGACCAAGAUCGUCGCCGCCCGUCUCGCGACCUCCGUCGGCGUCACAACCGUAAUCACACGCUCUUCCAACCCGGGAAACAUCGUCAAGAUCGUCCGCUACAUCCAGGCCCAACAGAGAUCCUCCCCGCGCCUGGACCCGGGCUCCGACGGCGAGCAGGAUGGCCACCACGCCGAUGACCCCCUCUCCCAGUCCACCGCCUCCCUCCGUCUCGACCAAUCCGUCGAGAAGCCACCGCUGCACACCCGCUUCCUCCCCUCGCCGGAUCCCAUCCGCGACCGCCACUUCUGGAUGAUUCACGGCCUCAAGCCCCACGGCACGCUCUACAUCGACGCCGGCGCGCACAGUGCUCUCCUCAGGAAGGCUGGCCUGCUGCCCGCGGGCGUGCUCGACGUCGAGGGCAACUUUGCCCAGCACGAGGCCGUGAGGCUUGUCGUCGUGGAGAGGCUGCACACCCCGGACGCGAGCGGGAAGACGUGGACCGGCACGCCGCUCGAGGUCGGCCGCGCGCUGGUCAACUACGCCGCGCCGGAGGUGAUGCGCAUCCGCGGCCACCAGAGCUCCGAGAUUGGCGGGCUGCUCGGGUACGCUGACAGCGAGUACGUGGCGGAGAGGCAGCACAUCCGCAUCUGGAGCGGAGAGAGCCGGCCGCAGACGCCUAGCUUGGAGAAGCAGUUCAAGGAGCAGGUGAAGGAGCAGAUUGUCGAGGAAUUCAUUGCAGGGGUCGCUGGUUACGAGGGAAAGGCAUGA
This is a messenger RNA of Colletotrichum chrysophilum, 1407 nucleotides long. RefSeq lists its product as uncharacterized. NCBI's taxonomy places the organism in Eukaryota, Fungi, Ascomycota, Sordariomycetes, Glomerellales, Glomerellaceae. Gene Ontology annotation, cellular component: cytosol; cytoplasm. Gene Ontology annotation, molecular function: glutamate 5-kinase activity; ATP binding; RNA binding. The transcript has 5 exons. The record is from RefSeq and is a predicted model, not a curated record. Bases 1 to 1407 code for a protein of 468 amino acids.